Messenger RNA from Jatropha curcas, 833 nucleotides. RefSeq names its product putative GPI-anchored protein At5g19250. Lineage: Eukaryota; Viridiplantae; Streptophyta; Magnoliopsida; Malpighiales; Euphorbiaceae. The record is from RefSeq and is a predicted model, not a curated record.
UUCCUGAAGUACUGAUCAUUCUUACAUUAUCUCUGUCAUAUAUUUAUAUCUGUUCAUCACUGAAAACAAGUAAGCUAUUAGCUAUGGCCUCUCUCAAACUUAGACUUAUCCUUCUUGGCCUUCUUCUUGCCAUUUUCUUGCUUUCUUCUCCAGUACAUUGUGAUGACGAUGAAGAUGAUCUUUUCAAAUGCCUGAAUAGUCACAGGGCAUAUUUGGAUCUCCCAACUUUAGUUAACAACGAGGAUGCAGAAUGUCUCGCCGGAGAAGUUGCCAAGGAACUGGAGGACCAACCAUGUAACGGCAGCCACCCAUUACAACUAGACGAGCAUACUGAUCUAUUAUCGAAAUGCGACAUUAACAUUAGUCACGCUAAAGAAGGUGUCGUUUUGCCUGUUUGUGUGCCUGAUUUGGUUCCAACUGUAGUUUUUACUAAUUACACACGCACCCACUACGCCAAAUAUAUAAACGAUUCCAAAUUUGCUCAAGCUGGAGUUGGCAGUAAGGGUGACUGGAUGGUUGUCGUUUUGGGUACAAACAGUACAGGAGGUGACUUUGCAGCAGCUGCUUGUCGUUUGGUUUCUGCUGCUGGUUUUGGUCAUUGCUUGGUAUGUUUGUUGUUGGGGUUACUUGCCUUGUGGUUCUAAUAAAUGCCUUGCAAUAGGAUAUUGAGAGGAAAUUUUUUUUUUUUAACUAUUAAUUUGGUGAAAUUGUGAUGUUUUCUUAAUUUAAUUGGAUUCAAGUCUGUGUAUUUGUAUUAAUUGUCUUGUAAUUCUGAUUUGUGGUUACUUCUAUUGUGAUUAUGCUUAUAAUAAAAAAGCAACAUUGAUAUAUAA